UCAGGAGUGGCUCUAGUCAGAUGUGCAGCAUGGAAUAACUCAGUGGGCAGCAAGUCACCAUUAGUCAGCUGUUUCUGGUAAUCAGAACUGACUACUCUAGGUAGCCUGAAUGUAUAACAAUGGUUUUGCAAUUCCUAAGAGAGGAAACAAAGGAAUUUAACCUGUAUGUAUGUAUAUAUGUAGCCUACCCUAACUCCUUUAUGUUCUCACAAAAGGGCCAAACAUUUAUUAUCAAUAUACAGCAAAAGAUAGACCAUGGCUCAUUCAGUGUAUUGAGUUAAGAGAAAUGAGUGAAAAGAAAGUUAUUACAAAUUCAUUGUCUUCUGAACUAAAUCAUUGCUCAGACACUAAGCUAUUUCCCAGUUUGUGCAUGCAUAUUUCCUACCUUGAGUUAUACAAUAGAUUCUACUACAGAACACUUGCUAUAUCUUAGACUCUUUAAUCUCAAAGUAGAGUUAUGGAGUAGGCUAGUAAAUACAUGUUAUAAGCAGAACUGGAAACUGCAGUUUUUUGCAGAGAUAGCCUGUAGAUUAUGUUUGAAUUUUUAAAACAAUUUUGUUUAGCCUGCUGUUAUGGGUAUGGUCUUCUUAUCGUGGUGGAAGGUAGUCUGCUGCUAAAUUAGGUUACUUAAUGUUAAAUUCAAUUUGUUUGUGUAGCCUGGAUGAUUGUCUUUUAAAUCCCUAUCUGGCACACAGGUUCAGACCAUGUGAUCACUGGUCUUGGAAGUCUGUCUUCAGUGGUGGCUUGAUGUAGGGUGAUCCUCUCCAUACUGUACCCAACUCUGUAGCAAUAGUAACUCUGUAGCAACUCUGUAACUAAACCAGAGAAUCAGCGAGCCAGCCAUGUCCGUCGUCUUUUGGAGUCCUCAUACAUUUCCUACUUUACCUUUGGCCGCCUUCUUCCUCCUCUGUCCCUGUGCUCUGAGUCUUGAGUCCCUCCCACCUUCCACGUCGUCACACACACGUAUACCCUCCCUCGGCUCACACCCCAUUGUUACACACUGCUGCCUGCCUGGGUGGCAGACACCUGCUGUGCUGUCACACUCUGGUUCCGUGACUUCUCACGCUGGUGAAAGCUUUUCCCCGUUCUCUCCUCUCUUUCAGUGGUUCAGCUGGCGGGAGCAGAGGUAUGUGACCAGAGGUCAUCUUUUCCUUGUGAUCCAGACGGCUAUUGUUCUGCUAUCUGUGAUAGCACUGCUCACUCGCCCAUGCCUGUGACAGCAGCAGGUUUCACGCAGCCGGAGCCCAAGCAGAAUGAGCAGCGUGGCCCUCUGCGCAUCUCCGUAGGGGGUCUUCCUGUCCUGGCCUCCAUGACCAACACCCUGGACCCGCGCUUCCGCAUUAAGUGGCGCGCGAUCGUGCUGAUGGGCGCGCUGCUGGCCCUCCUGCUGCUGCUCUACAUGCAGCUGUCCCCAGGGGGCGCCAGCGGGGCCAUGCACCACAGCCACGCCCGGGGCCCGCAGGGCUUCGGCCAGAAGGGCCCGCUGCUGGACGACCUGGGCGAGCGCUACAACGACACGUACCCGCUCACGGCCCCCGAACACACGACCGAGGGCACGCGCUACCGCAUCGCCGUCAUCGCCGACCUGGACACGGCGUCGCGGCAGGACGGCAAGAAGAACACCUGGGUCAGCUACCUGCGGCGGGGGCACCUGCUGAUAAGCGAGGGCUCGGGCCGGCCGCACCUGAGCGUCCAGUGGGACGCGGAAAAGGUGGAGCUGCAGACGCACCUGUCGGAGAAGGGCCGCGGGAUGGAGCUGUCCGAACUGACCGUGUUCAACGGGAGGCUCUACAGCGUGGAUGACCGCACCGGCGUGGUCUACCACAUCGAUGGCAACAGGGCCGUGCCUUGGGUCAUCUUGCCCGACGGGGACGGAAGUGUCUCCAAAGGCUUCAAGGCAGAGUGGCUGGCUGUGAAGGACGAGCAGCUGUACGUGGGGGGUCUGGGGAAGGAGUGGACCACCACCUCAGGAGAGUUUGUCAACAAUGACCCCCAGUGGGUCAAGGUGGUCGGAUUCCAUGGUGACGUCCAGCAUCAGAACUGGGUUCCCAAGUACCACCUUCUAUGCUCUGCAGCAGGGAUCCAGUCUCCAGGUUAUCUCAUCCAUGAGUCGGCGGCGUGGAGCGACUCGCUGCAGCGCUGGUUCUUCCUGCCGCGGCGGGCCAGCAACGAGCGCUACGAGGAGACGGCGGACGAACGGCGCGGCACCAACCUGCUGCUCAACUGCUCGCCGGACUUCCAGAACAUUCUGGUGAGCCGCGUGGGCCCGCUGGAGCCGACGCACGGCUUCUCCUCGUUCAAGUUUGUGCCUAACACCGACGACCAGAUCAUCCUGGCGCUCAAGUCCGAAGAGGACGCCGGGAAGAUCGCCACGUACAUCCUGGCCUUCACGCUGGACGGACAGAUCCUGCUGCCCGAGACCAAGAUCGGAGACGUCAAGUACGAGGGGCUGGAGUUCAUCUAAGGGCAUCUAAGCCCGAACUCCAAAAACUGAAGUCCUCCCCUUCACGUCAGUUGUGCAGACAAACACUGCACGCCACCGAGAUCCUCUCGGAGGAAUGUUCCGAGAGGGGAACUCUGGUCCGAGUCGGCAGCCUGGCACCUAACCCACCACUCCUCAUCUCAUUCCCCACGGCUCGUCAUCACCCCGCACCCACCCGUGGCAUAGCCCCGUGCCAGUACAGAACAGAGGGCUGUCGCCACGACGCCAGCCUGCUCCAUGGCCAACGCCACUCACCCACCCACCUACUCAUUCACUCACACCACAACUCAACAUAGAGGGCCGCCAAGAACACUAACCCUGUCCAACUGUCUGUAGUCGUUGUAACUGGUGGUGGUCACAUGAUUGGUUUUCCAGCUCCAUGAGACUCCCUGUGUUCAUGCGACCUUCUGAAGUCAUGUGACCUGGGUGGCUAAGCCCAGUAGUACUGUACUGACUGACUUCUCAUAUUGAAUGUAAGAUUAGGAGAUCACUCAGAUUCUCUGAGCAUACUGAUGGGGGCACUGAAGUACCAUGGUAAUUCUGAAUGCAUUUUAAGUUUGUUUUUUAUUGUUUUUUGUUUUGUUUUGUUUUUUCUUCAUUUUUUUUUUUUUAUUCCUGGUUGUUCUUAUAUUUAACAUUAUUUUUGAACUCUCUGUUGAACCCAUGACUCCCUCUGAUGCACACAUACAGACUCAUCACUAUGCCAGAUAUGACUUUGGGUCAGUCGUUCUUAUCACUGUAUCUUAUAUAUCUGGAAAGUUAUUUGAUUGGUGGCUACAGAAGAACCCCUGAAAAGAGAGACCAUACACCCUGGCAUCCUACAACUAGAGUGCGGUUUGGGCCGCAAAUGUCUGUCCGAACCCGGCCCGCGUCCGACAGAAUUGCGUCCGAACCCGACAGGCAUUUUCAUUUUUAUGUCCGAACCCGACCCGAGCCCGACGCAGAUGAUGCCUCAGUUAUUCCCAUGCUAGUGAUUAAACGCUCACGUUUUUGGAUAGCCUGUCUUUAGCCCAUUAAACGGAACAAACAACAAAUGGAAUUCUUGUCUACAGAAUCAGAUGAGCGUGCACACACACAGGUCACACACAGCGCACAUAACAAGAGGCCCAAGCAAGUAGAAUUGGUCUUGAAAUGAACUGCAACAGUCUUUGAAACUACAGUCCCUCUGUCACUGAUCCAUACGCAGCAUCAACGUUAAUUGGGACAACUCGGAUAUCCUCCUCCAGUUGAACGAGACGACCUUAGCCUACCGGUAGCCUAUGUCUUUACCACAGUAGCCUAUGCAACGCAAAUAGGACUGCCUUAACAUAGUAGGCCAAGACUUAAUUUGCUUAGUUUUCUUUGGUCUUAAAAUGUCUUGAUAGGCUAACAACUUUUUUUAACGUUACCCAAGACGUGCCGCCUGAAAUACACAUGCGUUGUCACGGCGAAAUCUUGCAUACAGGAAGAAAGUUGUUAGGUCUUUUUUACAUGUUAUUUUAUUCUCAAAAAACAAACGUUUGCAUCAUGUAGCCUAAAGCAGAUCUGUUGGUUACCCAACAUAAUAAGCUAUUUUAAAUGUAAAACUUCCAAUUCAUAUCGCCGCCAUGUGUCCGAACCCGACGACAAUUUCUAAAUAUUUGUCCGAACCCGACCUGACCCGUCGGGCUCGGGUCGGGUAGCCACACUACCUACAACUACGUAUUUGAGAAUCUGGCCCAUUUCUUUAGGUCCCACAAAAACCCUUCAGAGGCUCUACCAAAGACCCAUUUAUUUCCGAAAGUGUCUAGUGAAAUGAUUUUCUUCACCAUUUUCUGCUGUCUACUGCUUUCUUUUGUCCACCAUGAAACAGAGUUGUUAUGAAGAGCGUCAACGGUGAUGGAAAAAGGUCAAAAGGAAAUUGUGUGUGCACAACUUAUUUUAUAAUGUGUGUAUUGACUUUUUUAAGCCUAAUGAGUCAUGGUGGACUGUUUGCUGUUCCUUUUCCCAGACGUGUAACCUGUGCCAUAAUUACUGUUGUUCCUUAACACCAGAUUUCCCAUGUUUGUGUUUUUCCAUUUAAUCCAGAUUCAAAAUUUAGAUGAAGUGUAAUACAUGUUCAAUUUGAAACUCAUGUAUGAGAGGGAAAAAAAACAUUUAGUUGAUUCAAUUAAUGAGUAGCUCAAUAAAUACAGAAAAGAGCCACUGA
This is a messenger RNA of Alosa sapidissima (American shad), 4649 nucleotides long. It is a transcript of the gene cant1a, whose product is annotated as calcium activated nucleotidase 1a. Gene Ontology annotation, molecular function: GDP phosphatase activity; UDP phosphatase activity; calcium ion binding. The coding region runs from base 1208 to 2464 and encodes 418 amino acids. Gene Ontology annotation, biological process: proteoglycan biosynthetic process. The transcript has 4 exons. The record is from RefSeq and is a predicted model, not a curated record. Lineage: Eukaryota; Metazoa; Chordata; Actinopteri; Clupeiformes; Clupeidae.